Molecule: messenger RNA, 561 nt
Organism: Zophobas morio
Lineage: Eukaryota; Metazoa; Arthropoda; Insecta; Coleoptera; Tenebrionidae
Exons: 3
Coding region: 60-539 (159 amino acids)
Source: RefSeq, a predicted model, not a curated record
GUGUGUUCUAACAACCAAAGAACCCACAAGUCAUCUUCUGCCAUUUGUGUUCAUGUUGCAUGAUGGAAAACUAUCCCAAUUUGACGAAUGAGGCCCUACCAUCGAUUCUGGCAUGUGCUUACUAUAGGCAAGCCGAUAUUGUUGCGUCUGCUAGAAGAGCAUUAGUACGAGUUUGCUCCAGAGGCUUUGUCGUAGAGGAUGUUAAGCCGCUACCGUCAAAAAGUAAGCCAUACUGCAGAUGGAACGCGGAGUUCCGAAUGUUGAACCACCAAUUAUUACCACAACCAGGAGAGGAACUGAAAAUGUUAUCAAAACAACUCAUGAAGUAUAAACCAAUGAAUUCAAAAUUUGUAAGCAGACAUCCAGUAAGUGCCUACGGGAUUGCGAUUAUUUAUGCUUGUGACCCGUGCCCAUGUCAAUCAGGUCAGGAUUUUGAUGACGCCACAUUACCACCUAAAAUGUGGCCAACUGAAAUAAAAAGAAAUGACGGGGAUCUGAAUAUCUGCUGGUUAUUUCAAGAGCAGUACUUAACUAGAUAAUUAUUUUGUUUCUUAAUUUAUC